This is a messenger RNA of Cantharellus anzutake, 1002 nucleotides long. RefSeq lists its product as uncharacterized. The record is from RefSeq and is a predicted model, not a curated record. The transcript has 4 exons. The coding region runs from base 1 to 1002 and encodes 333 amino acids. NCBI's taxonomy places the organism in Eukaryota, Fungi, Basidiomycota, Agaricomycetes, Cantharellales, Hydnaceae.
AUGCCCCCUAGAGACUUCCUGCUCACUGCUUCUGAAAUUAAGGACCAAAUGGACAAACAGCAAUGGCACAGCGCUCCGCAUGAGUCGCUGAGGCCAAGGUCCCUCCUUGCUAAGUCUCCAGUUCCCCUCUGGAAUCGUCUGCCCUCGCCUAGUUCUAACAAUAAGGUAUCCAAUCACUGCACUAAGAAGUUCUACCAUGAGCAGGUUUCUGUUGCAAUCUGGGAUGUGGAGGAUGAACCAGAGCACCCUUUUUUUCUUGCAAACAAGGCCAAGUAUACACAAGCAGUUAAUUCCCGCAUUGACAAUCUUCACAAGGAGUAUAAAAAGCAUGCCAAAACUCUCAGUCAAACCGGGAUUGGUCUGGACAAAAUUGAGAUCACUAUUGGUUUGGAAAUUGCUAACCAAAUUGAUGCCAUUCUGGAGGAUUUCCCUUGGUGGCAUGAUCUGAACCCAAUCUGGUGUGAAUUACCGAAGUAUAAUGUGCUGACUACCAGCAACUCUACUGCAGAUGGUCAGGAACUUGCGACCCAUUUAGAUGGCAUCCUCAAUUCCUUGUCUGAAAAAGGUGGAGCAGUAGUGGAGGGCAAUUCUGAGGACAACUCUCAACUUCUGGACCUGCCUCUUGACACCAGUGCUGCCUCCACAUCUCCAAUUGGAUCAUCACCACCACCAUCCUCACCCCUUGUGCUGCUCUCUGAUUUGGAUGAGACUAAAUAUGUGCCAUCAGAGGCCUCUACUCCUACAUUGAGUACACUGACUCAACCCACUUGGGCUGCUAGGUUUCACACACCAUUGCCCUCAGUAUCAACUCCUCUCAGUAGAUCAGCACAACCCACCCAAAAAGGAAAGUGCGAUGCCCUGUCUGAGUUUCAUGAGCAAAGCUGUCUUGAGUUUGAACAAACACACUGGGAGUCAGAGCAAUUACAUGAGCAGUUGUUGGUCCAGGAGCAGUGGAGGACACUGCAUGCAACUCAGAAGCAUGUCAGGGCACACCCUGACUAG